Messenger RNA from Pochonia chlamydosporia 170, 2742 nucleotides. RefSeq names its product nuclear pore complex protein. The transcript has 4 exons. Gene Ontology annotation, biological process: mRNA export from nucleus; protein import into nucleus; regulation of DNA-templated transcription. The record is from RefSeq and is a predicted model, not a curated record. NCBI's taxonomy places the organism in Eukaryota, Fungi, Ascomycota, Sordariomycetes, Hypocreales, Clavicipitaceae. The coding region runs from base 1 to 2742 and encodes 913 amino acids. Gene Ontology annotation, cellular component: nuclear pore outer ring; nuclear pore. Gene Ontology annotation, molecular function: structural constituent of nuclear pore.
AUGGAAGUUAGGAGGAGACAACACCACCAGCUGGCGAACCUGGCAACACCAGGGCCAGAGGUUGAGGAGUUUGCCAAUGCCUUGGAUGCUUGCUUAACAGCCGGUCUCAGCGUGCCGGAGAAGAAAGCUCGCAUUUUGGACCUCCCGCGCAAAUAUCACGAGAAUGCGAUUCGCCGGUUAGCGCACAAACGGCCCAAGAGUGUACGGGCCGGUAGUGAGGAUGUCGACAUGGACGUUGAUGAGCGAUACAACAGCGGCGGACAGUCAGAGAAGUCGGACGAGAUAGUGCAACUAGAAAAGGAGGUUGAAACAUGGGAUCUAUUCCGUCGGCUGCUUCCUCUGCGAUACGCCGAUUCCUCCAUUGAGCCUAUGCGAUUCUCGCCGUUUUCCGCUUCGAAACCCGCACAACGAGAUUACGUGGGCGAAUACCUGGAAACUGAUAGUAUUGCCAUGGAACGCCGUGCUGUUCUUCAAUGGCUGCAAACCAAUGCUGCCUCUGGUCCGGACAUUGACGAUCUGGCCCGAAAGCUUCAGCAAAAUGCCGACAGAGGAGACAUUAUUGCCCACGGUUGGCUGCACACCCGGUCAAAAAUCAAGCUUAGGAAAAGCAUGACGGCGUGGCCGCAUCUGCUAGAUCGUCAAUCACCAAAUGUGACUGCAUCACAUCUCAAUGCAGAUGGUGCACCGUUAGUUACCCAUCUCGACCCAGACGCCUCAACCCGACAGGGUCGCAAACUUGAACCGCAGGAUGAAUACUUUGAACGGGCCAUCUGGCUGGGCUGCUUCAAUCAUUUACGAAGAGGAAGCAGUCUAAAUGACAUUCGCGAAUGGUGCCAGGAGAGAACAGAGAUGUGGCGAGCUGUCUCCAUGUCGGCGAUGCCACUAUCUGUCGACGACAACCAAGGGCCAGCGACUACAACUGACCCGUCAGCUCUGGCCUUGUGGCGAAGAAUGUGCUUCGGAUUAGCCAGACAAGGCGGCUCCUCUGACUACGAGCGGGCAGUGUAUGGAGUGCUAUCAGGAGACAUCCUGAGUGUGGAAAAGGUAGCCCAGACGUGGGACGAUUAUCUCUUUGCCAACUACAACGCCCUGCUUCGAUCACAAAUCGAUACAUACAUGCUGUCCCAAUGCUCGUCAGGCGUAGCUUCAAACCUGACGCAGUCUUUCUCAUCCUUUGACGCUGUGCAAUUCCACGGCGACCAGGUCGGCAUUGAGAAGCGGCUGAUUGACUCGAUUUUGUCAAGACCAAACAUGGUGACGCAAGCCAGAGAGCCAAACAAGGCUCUGCAAGCAUCAUUCAUCGCAAAGGAACUAGAUCGACACCUGUUCGAACAAGGUCAAGUACUAACACGACGCGCAAAUGAAAUUAAGAAAUCUCACCUCAUUCGCCAGGGGCUAAGCGACAGCUACGAUAUUGUGGAGGAGAAGUUUUUCGAUUCUUCACAGCACAGCGGGCUACGAAUUAUUGCCCACAUAUUUGUGCUCGUCGCCUUGCUGAAGCGAUUUGACGGCCAAAAUCACAGAAUCGUCGAGCCAGAGUCCCCUCUGGAUAAGGGCUUCAUCCAAGAGAAUAUACUCGCUAGUUACACAGAUUACUUGCGGCGCUGCAAGCUCCAGGAACUCAUUCCGCUGUAUUGUUCGGUCUUGGAUAGCCCUAGAUCAUAUGAAAUUUUAGCCUGGAAUGUGAUCGAGGAACCUGAUGUCAAUAACCGCAUCAAGCAGCUCAAGCUCAUCAAGCACGCCGGAAUAGAUGUCCUGGCGUUCGUGGAGAGACAGGCAACCUUGUUAUUUGAGGAACUGGAUCAUGAUGCAACCUCGUUUGCUGCCGAGAAACUGUUUACCAUUUUGGGUAGUGGCCCAGCCACUUCUCGACACGGAAGGCCCAUUAAGCCCGACUUCUUUGGAGAAGAAGAGGACAAGGUUGAUAUUAAGGACGUGCAUAUGAUACGAUCACUAGAGUGGCUCCUGACGGUCGACGAAACUUGGCCGCAGGUGUUUUCUAUUGGCACAAAAGUGUACAAGUUCUUCCUCAGAAACUGUCGGUUAAACGCAGCUCGUCGCCUAAUGCAAAAGGUUUCCUUCAGCGAAAUCAUGCGUGACAUGACGGACCAAGACGAGGGAGACGUGGCCAUGUAUGACGACGUCGACUUCUGGGCUCAGCAACUGACACAGAGCGGCAUCCGAAAUCUGAGGCCAGAACAGGUCAUGGCUGAUGCAAAGAAUUACCGAGAACUCGAGGCUCUUGUUAAAGCUCUCGAUAGCCUCGAGACGAUGGCAUCGCUUGUCGUGAUAUCUGCCGAUGCCGACGCAUCCAACCGGGAAUUUUGGAGCGGUGUCGGCAACACUAUCGACUCAACCAAGGAAAACAUGCAACCCUUGCUACACAACUGGCUGCUGUCUGGAAUUGAAGCUGGUGACGAUGAACUCAAACAACUCCGAGAAGCAUACCUGCCAGAGACGAUUAUGGCCUACGUCAGCGCAUUACACUUUGCUGGGACAGGCUUGACACGCGACCACCUCCUGGAAUGUAUGGAGCUGGCUUCCGUUAUUGCGGAGAGGAAUUCCGAUUUGGCGGUUGCGUUUGUGAAGGCCGGGCGAAUGGCAGAGCUUGUCGAGUCAUUUACAGCGUGUAGCAAGGCAUUGGCUAUCGCGACAGGAGACAGCAAGAGGCCAGUGGGCUCGGUCAGCAAGCAGUUGCGAUAUAUGGGAUGGUCAAGGGAUCUGUGGUCUAUUAGAAAUUAG